Molecule: messenger RNA, 315 nt
Organism: Necator americanus (New World hookworm)
Lineage: Eukaryota; Metazoa; Nematoda; Chromadorea; Rhabditida; Ancylostomatidae
Exons: 1
Coding region: 1-315 (104 amino acids)
Source: RefSeq, a predicted model, not a curated record
AUGGUUCUGCAUCCAGGUGCUGGCGGUCGAAGAUCAGUGAUGUCUUCUCACCAGCCUAUUCAAGUGAAAUCAAUGAAUAGGCUGCCCUGGGAGGAUGACGAGAAGGAGGAGGGGAGGGAGGAAGGGGACGUUCACAUAGAAGAGCGUUCUAAUGCACCUCGUAGGAACCAAAGCAGUUCCCACGACGUCUUUUACGACGAUCAGGGAGAGAUGAACGGAACGACGCCGCAUCCAGCAAUCUUCGGAACACCUCUCGCUUCUCCCUCGGAUUCCUUCACCACAUCAGAUGCGUGGUACGCUGCUUUUAACUAUUAA